Peromyscus californicus insignis is the source of this 3793-nucleotide messenger RNA. RefSeq names its product F-box and WD repeat domain containing 9 (gene Fbxw9). Gene Ontology annotation, cellular component: preribosome, large subunit precursor. The transcript has 10 exons. Gene Ontology annotation, molecular function: protein binding. Bases 1849 to 3339 code for a protein of 496 amino acids. The record is from RefSeq and is a predicted model, not a curated record. NCBI's taxonomy places the organism in Eukaryota, Metazoa, Chordata, Mammalia, Rodentia, Cricetidae.
GGAGAGAACAAUAGAGCAGGAUAUCUGAGGUUUUUUUCUCCAGGACUCAGUUGGUCCUGGUGGGCUACCUGAUUGAGAGAGGAGGAUAUCAAGUUUGAAAUCAGACUGGGUUGAUUGAGACAUGUCUCAAAAAGGGGCUAGUAGCUAGCUUAGCUAGAGACCUAAAGCCCUGGCUUUAAUUCCCAGUAAAUUUGAGUGACCAAGGAAACCUGUUUUCGUCUUUGUAGUGUGGGGAGGUGAGUGUGAAAGGGUGAUUAGAUGUUCUCUGUGGUUAAUAACCCAGUAAAGGGCUGCCAUGCAUUAAACCUAACUGCAAAGCCUUACAACAGACACAACUUUGGGUCACUGGGCAGGCUAGAAAUUCUUGGAGAUACUAAAAUAAGAAUAGCUGGCUGGGCGGUGGUGGGGCCUGCUUUUAAUCCCAGCACUCGGGAGGCAGAAGCAGGUGGAUCUCUGAGAGUCAAGGCCAGCCUGGUCUACAGAGUGAGUUCCAGGACAGCCAGGGCUGUUGUACAGAGAAGCCUUGUCUCGAAAAACCAGAAAAGGAAGAAAAACAAAGCAAAACUGAAUGUGACAAUGCAUGCUUAUAAUUCAGCUACUUGGAAGACUGAAGCAGGAUUGUUGUAAAUCGAGACCAGUGUGAAGUUCUCAGAAAAGCCUUUUAUGCCAGCUAUGUUGGCUUACACCUUUAAUGCCGGAAUUCAGAAGCAGGUGAAUCUAUUGAGUUUGAAGCUAGCCUCGUCUAUAUAGUGAGUUUGAGACCAGAUGGGGCUACAUGAAUGAGACCCUUAAAACUAAGGGGGAAAAAAAUCACUUAUGUGUUAAGGUUCUACAUGACCAAUUAGGAAUUUGUGGGGAGCUGUACAUUGUAGAUGCAAAAUUAUACAUUAGUCCUUAAUAACCAUUUAUUGCUCACAUCUGUGUCUGAUCUAAUGUUAUUUGGGGCAACCUGAGCCAGAGUUCCUGGGCCAUUUUCAAUCAACCCAAAAAUAAAGUUAAUCUCUUGAAGCUUAAUUGAUGAAGUGCUUGCUGGGUACGGUUGAAAAUGUAAGUUAGGAUUCCCAACACCCACAUAAAUGUUGGGGACAGGAGAGCAUAUCUAACUCCAGGGCUGAGGAGCAGAAAUGGAUGUAUUCCUAAAGCCCACUCUUUGAACCAGCCUAGCUGAAAUGGGUAUCAGUGACAGACCUGUUUCAAGAUAAAUGACUCAGCACAUAAAGGCAUUUGCUGCCUGGUGACCUAAGUUUGAUUCCCUCUAGGACCCACCUAAAGGUGAAGGAGAAUUGACUCCACAGAGUUGUUCUCUGGCCAGUACAUGUAUGCUGUGGCAUGUAGAAGCACACACCUCACAAUAAAAUUCACGACAACAAAAAACUAAGAUGUAGGUUGAAGAAAACACCCUCUUUCGACCUCAGGCUUCCGAAUGCAUACAAAGCAUAAACUGGCUGGGCUGGAGUGGUAGAUGGUCCAGUGGUUAAGAGCACUUUCGGCAAGGUGUGGUGCAUGCCUUUAACUGCGGCACUCGGGAAUCAGAGGCAGACGGAUCACUGAAUUCGAGGCAAUCCUGGGUUACAUGGUGAGACCAUGUCUAAAAAAGCACUUGGUCUUGCAGAAGACCUAAGGUGCGUUUCCGGCACCCACACCAGGCGGCUGCCGCCCUGUAUCUUUAGCUUUAAGGGAUCCCAAACACAUAAAAGUAAAAGUAAAUCCUUAAAAACAACAAAAGACUUCCUUUGAGAUGACAGUCGCACAACCAAAAGAAGUGACCCACUUGCGAUUUAGACUUUCCGUUUCCGUGCUAGUAUCCCGCUUCCAGUGGUUUCUGACGUCACCUAAAAAGCGCCGGAAAUGACCUCGCGCUGCCUAGGAAACAAGACGCGGCCCAGUGGUAGCCAAACCUGGCACAGCCGCACCCACCCUGUCGCCAUGGAGCUUCCCUCAGGGCGGUGUGGGGAUCCUCGCUCUUGUGACGAUGAGUCGGACCCUGAGCCAGACCCGGACCCUGACGCUCAGGCCGAGGCCUACGUAGCCCGUGUGCUUACCCCACCCAAACCUAGCCUGACCCCGCGGCGCUCGUCGCUGCAGUCCACGCUCUCCGCCUCCCUGGGCGCGCCCGAGCGAAAGGCUGCCUCUAGAGUCCCAGCCGUGCGCCUGCCGGGCCUGCUGAGCCUUCCCCCGGAGCUGCUGCUGGAGAUCUGCGCCUACCUGGAUGCGCGGGUCGUGCUCCAUGUCCUGCCGUGCGUGUGCCAAGCACUGCACGACCUUGUGCGUGAUCAUGUCACCUGGAGGCUACGCGCUCAGCGCCGCGUACGCGCACCCUACCCAGUGGUGGAAGGUACGCACACCCCGGGGAACAGGAACUCCUGCCCAGAGGAGGACUUUGACUGGCCAGCUGCCUGCAUCGAGCUGGAGCAGCAUCUGGCCCGCUGGGCAGAGGAUGGACAGCGAACUGAGUACUUCUGCCUGGCUGAUGGUCACUUUGCUUCCAUUGAUGCAGUGUUGCUGCUGCAGGGUGGGGCACUGUGUCUGUCAGGUUCCCGAGAUCGCAAUGUCAACCUGUGGGACCUACGACAUCUAGGAAAGGAGCCUAGCCGAGUUCUGGUGAAGGCCUUGGGUACCCAGGGCAACAGCACACACAAGGGCUGGGUGUGGUCGCUAGCAGCACAGGACCACCAUGUAUGCUCCGGCUCUUGGGACAGCACUGUGAAGCUGUGGGACAUGGCAGCUGAUGGACAGCAGUUUGGCGAGAUCAAGGGCAAGGCGGCAGUGCUGUGCCUCUCCUACCAACCUGACAUCUUGGUGACUGGUACCUAUGACAAGAAAGUGACCAUCUAUGAUCCCAGAGCUGGCUUGGCCCUGGUGAAGAGCCGGAGGCUGCACUCGAGCGCUGUGCUAGCGGUGUUGGCAGAUGAUAGGCAUAUCAUCUCAGGCAGUGAGGACCACAGUCUUGUGGUAUUUGAUCGCCGAGCCAACAGCGUCUUGCAGCGGCUGCAGCUGGACUCCUAUCUGCUCUGCAUGUCCUACCAGGAGCCCCAGCUCUGGGCGGGUGACAACCAGGGCCUGCUGCACGUCUUCGCCAACCGAGAUGGUUGCUUCCAGCUCGUCCGGUCCUUUGAUGUGGGUCACCAGUCUCAGGUCACAGGGAUCAAACACUCGCUGGGGACUUUGUACACAACAUCUACUGACAAGACCAUUCGGGUUCACGUGCCCACAGACCCACCCAGGACCAUCUGUACCAGAAGCCACCACAAUGUGUUGAAUGGGAUCUGCGCUGAGGGUAACGUGGUGGUGGCUGCCUCCGGUGGACUGUCACUGGAGGUCUGGAGGCUGCUGGCCUAAACAGCUGUACAUGGCUGUGGAUGGGUAUUGGUAUAUACUGCCUGCUGAGGCUGCACCUAAGCCUCAGCUCUGGAGGACCUUCCUGCUAUUGGUGCUGCUUCUGCCCUGCUCCACAGGCCUGGGGCACAGGAAGACCUAGGGCUGGGCCCACACCCGUGCCUGUGGAGGUGACAUUCUAGUUUUAGCCACCCAGGGGCCUAUUCCCUACCUUCCACCCCUGGAUUGUUUUGUUUUGUUCAUUGAGACAGGGUCUCAUGUAACCCAGACUGGCCUCAUACCCACUAUGUUUUUGAGGCAGGUCUCGAAGCCUGAUCCUCCUGCCUAAAUCUCCAAGUGUUGGGAUAACAGGUGUACCCCCACGCCCGGAUGAUCCCUGUUUUGUCAGGAUUUGGGUGCCUCUCUCCCACAGGAGAGUGAAAGAGAAAUAAACGACCUACUGUGCAAUUGUUGGUAA